UUGUAGCUCUGAAAAGUUUAAAUAAUUCAAGAAAUGUUACAUUGGAAUUUAUGAAUGAGGUAAGCUAUUUAACUAUUCUUAAUAAAUAUUUAAUUUAAGUAUUGAUACUUAUUUAUAAUAUUUAUAGAUUACAUUACAUCAUAAAGUAAAUUUGCAUAAACGCUUUAUUAAAUUUUAUGGAAUAACUCAAGACCCAAAAACUGAAAAUUACAUUAUGGUUUUAGAUUAUGCAGAAAAUGGAAGUUUACGAAAUUAUUUAGAUACAAAUUAUAGUAAAUUGAAUUGGGGUGAUAAGAUUAAUUAUUUACAUAGCAUUGCACAUGGACUCAAAAAUAUUCAUGAAAUAGAAUUAAUUCAUCGAGAUUUGCAUAUUGGUAAUAUAUUAAGGCUCAAAAAUCUCACUUGUAUAACUGAUAUGGGAUUAUGUAAACCUGCUGAUUAUAAUACAUCGGAAAAUGCAAAAAGCAAAAUAUAUGGUAUUUUACCUUAUAUUGCCCCUGAAAUUUUACGUGGACAAAAUUAUACAAAAGCUGCAGAUAUUUAUAGUUUUGGUAUAGUAAUGUAUGAAGUAAUUUCUGGAUUACCUCCGUAUUAUGAUGUAGGUCAUGAUAUAGAUUUAACAAUGAAAAUUUGUAAAGGACUUCGACCAAGGUUUAAUAUUAAAGUACCUUAUUUGAUUGUGCAUUUAAUUAAAAGAUGCUUGGAUGCAAAUCAAUCAAAUCGACCAAAUGCAGAAGAAAUUAAAAAAACUUUAAGUCAAUGGCUUAGAGAAUUAGUUGAUUUGAUAAAUAAUAGUAAUAUUAUUAAUUAUACAAGUAUACAAAAGCAAAUUAAGGAAAUUGAUGAAAUAAACAAAAGUUCAUCAAAUAGCAGUAUAACUUCGACAAAUUUAGGAAUAUCUUAUGUAACACAUUCAGAAGCUGUUUAUACCAGUAGAUUACUUGAUUUUAGUAAUCUUCCUGAGCAAAAAAAUUCUGACGAUUAUUAUGAAGUAAAUGAUAAUAUAAUUAGCAUGAAAUUUUCAGAAUCCUUACAAAUUGAUAUUUCUCAAUUGGAAAAUAAUAAUUUCAAUGAACUAAAAAAUUCAAAUGAUAUUUAUAAGAAAAAUGACAAAUUUAACAUAAAAACAAAAGAAUCCUUACAAAGUGAUAUUCUACAAUUAAGUAAUUUUCCUGAGCCAGAUAAUUCUGAUGAUUCUUACAAAAAAAAUGAUGAUGUGAUUAGUUCGAAUUCUUCAGAAUCACUACAAAUUGAUAUUUCUCAAUUGUAAGAUGGUAAUUAUUCCUAAAUAUGAAUAUAAUAUACUUAUUUAUUUGUUCGCUUUUUAGACUAGAAUAGCAAAUCUAAGGGCAAGAAAACCAUUUACUAUUUUAGUUAUUGUAAAAUUUUAGAAAUUUUAUAUUUUUAAGUAUUUUUUUUUCGCCAUUAUAGGUUAAAAAUUUAACAAUCAUUAUUCUUCAGUGAAAAGGUAA
This is a messenger RNA of Rhizophagus irregularis DAOM 181602=DAOM 197198, 1472 nucleotides long. The record is from RefSeq and is a predicted model, not a curated record. Lineage: Eukaryota; Fungi; Glomeromycota; Glomeromycetes; Glomerales; Glomeraceae.